This is a messenger RNA of Staurois parvus, 217 nucleotides long. The record is from the annotation of a GenBank genome assembly. NCBI's taxonomy places the organism in Eukaryota, Metazoa, Chordata, Amphibia, Anura, Ranidae.
CUAUCAGUGCCAGUCAGUGCCGCCUAUCAGUGCCACCUAUCAGUGCCAUCAGUGCCUCCUCAUCAGUGCCCAUCAGUGCCACCUAUCAGUGUCCAUCAGUGCAGCCUAUCAGUGCCCAUCACUGCAGCCUCAUUAGCGCAAAUCAGUGAAGGAGAAAAAUCACUUAUUUACAAAAUUGUAUAACAAAAACUAAGAAAAAACUUUUUUUUUUUCAAAA